AUGGCCGAACAGACUGAGAAGGCGUUUCUGAAGCAGCCCAAAGUGUUCAUCAGCUCGAAGAAAUCUGGGAAGGGAAAGAGACCUGGAAAGGGUGGAAACCGUUUCUGGAAGAGCGUUGGGCUUGGUUUCAAGACCCCCAGGGAAGCCAUUGAAGGGACUUAUAUUGAUAAGAAAUGCCCAUUCACUGGAAAUGUUUCUAUCAGGGGCCGUAUCUUGGCUGGCACUUGCCACAGUGCUAAGAUGAACAAAACAAUCAUCGUUCGACGGAAUUAUCUACAUUACAUCAAGAAAUACCAAAGGUAUGAGAAGAGACACUCGAACAUACCUGCGCAUGUGUCUCCGUGCUUCCGUGUGAAAGAAGGGGAUCAUGUUACCAUCGGACAGUGCAGGCCAUUGUCCAAGACUAAGAGGUUCAAUGUCUUGAAGGUGACCCCUGCUGGAUCUUCUGGUGCUGGCAAGAAGGCUUUCACUGGAAUUUGA
Messenger RNA from Prunus armeniaca (apricot), 480 nucleotides. The record is from the annotation of a GenBank genome assembly. NCBI's taxonomy places the organism in Eukaryota, Viridiplantae, Streptophyta, Magnoliopsida, Rosales, Rosaceae.